UGCGGGACUGAGCCAAGCGGGCCAGGCUAGGCUGGCGACGCUGCCCGCCGCCAGGCUGGCAAGGGCCGCGGGCGCCGCGCUCGGGGCUCCAGAAGCCGCCGAUGGGAAGCGGCGCUCAAAAGGGCGAGAGACGACGCCGCGGCCAUCGAUAACGCCGCGGCCACCAUGGGGAACAAGCAGACCAUCUUCACUGAAGAGCAGCUGGACAACUACCAGGACUGCACUUUCUUCAAUAAGAAGGACAUCCUCAAGCUCCACGCGCGGUUCUACGAGCUGGCCCCCAACCUCGUCCCGAUGGACUACAGGAAGAGUCCCAUCGUCCAUGUGCCCAUGAGCCUCAUCAUCCAGAUGCCGGAGCUCCGGGAGAAUCCCUUCAAGGAGAGGAUCGUGGAGGCUUUCUCUGAGGAUGGCGAGGGGAAUCUCACCUUCAACGACUUUGUGGACAUGUUCUCUGUGCUCUGUGAGUCGGCACCCCGAGAGCUCAAGGCAAAUUAUGCCUUCAAGAUCUAUGACUUCAACACGGACAAUUUCAUCUGUAAAGAAGACUUAGAGCGGACGCUGGCCCGACUCACUAAGUCAGAGCUGGAUGAGGAUGAGGUAGUGCUUGUAUGUGACAAAGUCAUUGAGGAAGCUGACCUGGACGGUGAUGGCAAGCUGGGCUUUGCUGACUUUGAGGACAUGAUCGCCAAGGCCCCGGAUUUUCUCAGCACUUUCCACAUCCGCAUCUGAGGACACUCCCAAGGCCGCAGGGGCUGAGCCGUCUGCUCUCUGACCUGCUGUCUCUGCAGGUAUGGUUUCCAAUGCUUCACCAAAGGAGCUGUAGCCGCUGGAGUUCUCACCCAUGGACAUUUCCCGUGGCCCUCUCAAGCAAAAACAAAAACCAAAAACCAACCAAACAAACAAAAAAAAACAAAUAAAAAACUUAACAGAAAUGAGGUUGUGAAGAGCAGGACCAUUCUCAGGGCCCCAGUGGGGUUCACCCACAAGAUCAACGGUCCCCCUAGAGGCCCCCUCAGCCGCCCCCUCGCCCAAUCCUUUUCUCACCUAGCAGGAGGGGUGGGGCUGGAUUGUCCACAUGCUGGGCAGACACCCAGUCACCCAGGGCUAAGUGCAAAAAAACAAACGAAACAAAACAAACAGAGCCUGGGGUUUAACGAGCUAUGCAAUCUUUUACUAAAGCCAAGGCUGGGCUGUCCCCCCUGCCUCCCCAUCCCUGUCCUUUCUCAGUGUGAAGCUGUAUAAGCAGUGGGUCCAAAGGGCUCUGCCCCUGUGUCCUGAACACUACCCUGCCCACCCUUCCCAACGACAUGGUGUCACUGCGGUGUGCUGACCUCAGGUUUGUGAAUGCCUAGGAAUAAAACACUUUUGUGUCCUGCA
Molecule: messenger RNA, 1377 nt
Organism: Microtus ochrogaster (prairie vole)
Lineage: Eukaryota; Metazoa; Chordata; Mammalia; Rodentia; Cricetidae
Gene: Cib2
Product: calcium and integrin binding family member 2
Biological process (GO): calcium ion homeostasis
Cellular component (GO): cytoplasm; cell periphery; stereocilium
Molecular function (GO): calcium ion binding; magnesium ion binding
Source: RefSeq, a predicted model, not a curated record